Molecule: messenger RNA, 186 nt
Organism: Penicillium robsamsonii
Lineage: Eukaryota; Fungi; Ascomycota; Eurotiomycetes; Eurotiales; Aspergillaceae
Exons: 1
Coding region: 1-186 (61 amino acids)
Source: RefSeq, a predicted model, not a curated record
AUGGACCAAGAAAGUUUGUCGCAUUCGGUUAAUUUGCCUGCGUAUCAGGAUGCAAUCCCGCACUUCUGGAAGUCUCAUUUCAUCGUCAUGAAGCUGUCACCCUUGGGAUUGGGGCCAGCCUCCAAUGCCGCCAGGUCCUCCUCAAUUGGUCAAAAAUUGAAAAUGGAUCCGGCACAAGAAUUUUGA